Molecule: messenger RNA, 1369 nt
Organism: Ficedula albicollis (Collared flycatcher)
Lineage: Eukaryota; Metazoa; Chordata; Aves; Passeriformes; Muscicapidae
Gene: FAM177A1
Product: family with sequence similarity 177 member A1
Exons: 6
Coding region: 1-675 (224 amino acids)
Source: RefSeq, a predicted model, not a curated record
AUGUAUACUCUGUUGGGGUCAAGGAACUCCAUCUGCUUCUUAAAAUAUUAUUCUAUUAUUUUGCGGGGCUUCACGCUCUUUUGGGGCAAUGACGUGUGUGCUUUUCCCCCGGUGCAGUGGCAACUUUCAAAGGGAGAUAGCGGCUUUGAGAAUGUGGAGCUGGGUGUCAUAGGAAAGAAAAAGAAAAUUCCAAGGAGGGUUAUUCAUUUUGCAAGUGGAGAAACAAUGGAAGAAUAUAGCACAGAUGAAGAGGAAGAUGAACAAGAGAAAAAAGACCUCUUGCCACCUGUAGAUCCUACAACACUAACAUGGGGACCCUACUUGUGGUUUCACAUGCUGCGAGUUGCCACAUCAACCUUAUCAGUGUGUGAUUUCCUGGGGGAAAAGAUUGCAUCUGUUCUGGGAAUAAGCACACCAAAAUACCAAUAUGCCAUUGAUGAGUAUUACAGAAUGAAGAGAGAGGCGGAAGAGGAGGAACAGGAAAACAAGAUGUCAGAAGAAGCAGAAAAAAAACAUCAGGAACAGCAGAACAAGCCACAAGCUGAAGCUCCUGUCCAGACGGACCAGCCUGGAGCAACAGCGUGCUCUUCAUUCGUGAAUGUAAACUUUGAAAAUGAGGAAGAUUGCCCGCCCAUUGUGGAAAAUAAACAAGAUGUAGUUCCUGUCCCUCCUUAAGUGUAAAGCUCUGUAUAAUGUAGGAAAUAAGAACUGUCAGGUGUCACAAUCUGCCUAUAAACAGGAAAAAUAGGAUUAUGCUUGCUCAGUGAAAUACAACUCCUUCCAUUCUUAUUGAUCAGGAGAGAGCUAGGCAAUGUCUGUUCAGUCUGUCUGCCUAAUAAAGGCUGAGACAUUCUGCCAAAUUGGCACUUCAGUUAAAAUGAAAAUUGCACUACAAACAUUUGGUCUAAAAAUCAACAUUUGAAUGUGUGAGCUAUUUUCUGUGUAAAGCAAGUAGAAAUGUCUUUUCUUUGAAUUGCUGUGACUCUAACACCUGUGGAUUGCAGAGGCAGUGCUGUUUCCUACUUCUAAAACCCUGAUUUGCACAUUGUUUGCAACUCGGCUCUCUAGGAAUAGAUUAAUAGGAAUUAAUAUCCUGUAACUCAAAAGUAAUUAUAAUAGAGUCUUAUUCCCCCUAUUUAUUGUCACUGUUGUAUGCAUGUAUUUUUUUUUCUGUUAUUAACAAAAGAGAAAAGUGUUAGAUUUAAUGUUAAUUAGAUUAAAGGGUCCACUGACUUUUUUUUAAGUAAAAAAACCCCAACUUACCAGGAAGCUGUAAGCACCCUUAAGAACUUAAUAACAAGUACCAGCACUCUUGGAGGCUGAGAGUGCUCAGCUGCUCCAUUCAGUGCAAAGUUCAGAACUAACAUCA